Cryptotermes secundus is the source of this 6347-nucleotide messenger RNA. It is a transcript of the gene Rev1, whose product is annotated as DNA repair protein REV1. Gene Ontology annotation, biological process: error-prone translesion synthesis; error-free translesion synthesis. The coding region runs from base 329 to 3631 and encodes 1100 amino acids. Gene Ontology annotation, cellular component: nucleus. The transcript is spliced from 10 exons. Gene Ontology annotation, molecular function: DNA-directed DNA polymerase activity; deoxycytidyl transferase activity; damaged DNA binding. The record is from RefSeq and is a predicted model, not a curated record. Lineage: Eukaryota; Metazoa; Arthropoda; Insecta; Blattodea; Kalotermitidae.
UACGGUUUUAGUCUGCACUCGUUUAUCUUCAAGUGUGCAUGUGCUGCUGCUUCCUGCCAUAAUAUGUGUUAAUUUUCGUGAUUUGUUUUAAUCGUUUUACGAAGUGCCCUUAACAAAAUGGACAAAAGGAAGAUUCCUUCAGAUAAAAGCACUACUAUCGCAAGGAAUAAGAAGCUCCUUAUUACAUUAGAACAAAAACUUUAUGUGACUGAACGACAUGAACGUGGUCAUAGCAACUCUAAAAUAUGACGAGAUGUCGGAAUGCCUGAAUCUACGGGACGGAAUAUUAUAAAACACUCAAGGGAAAUAAAAGUAAAAGGGGGGCUAUAUGGCAGCCAAGAAAUCCAAAUUGCAGGAGCAGUUCUUAGAAGAUGUUGCAAAGGAGGGUGAUAGUCGCAGUAAUGCUGGCAGCAAUAUCUUUCGUGGUGUUGCCAUCUUUGUCAUUGGCUAUACAGUACCAUGUGCAGACUCGCUGAAAAGAAUGAUGAUGCUGCAUGGAGGAAUAUAUCACCACUACCAGACAAACAGUACAACACAUAUUAUAGCCUCCAACUUGCCAAACUGCAAAAUGAAGUUGUUGAGAAAACUGAAGGUUGUGAAGCCAAGUUGGAUUAUGGACAGUGUGCAGAAGGGAAGCCUGCUGGAUUAUCGAAAGUAUUUGCUGUAUACAUCCAAAGCUCAGACACGAUUGGACUUCAAUCAAAAGGAAGUGGAGAGUGGAAAUUUGCUGCAGGAAACAAAGACCUCUAGCGAAAACAGUGAACCAGUCUACCUCAUGCAGCCUGACAUGCUGACAACUGAUGUUGCUGAAGGAAGGCAGUCAUCACAUGCCACUACACAGAAUGCUGCUGAUCCAAACUUCCUGUCUGAAUUCUACAGUCAUUCACGCCUGCACCACAUUUCCACGAUGGGUGCUUUAUUCAAACAGUAUGUUGCACAACUUCGCGAAGACAGUGAUGGGAGGUUCCCUGGCCAAGAGAGAUUACGGGAGUGUGGGACAAGGACUACCAACUCCCAUAACUUUGGUGGCGGUAGAGUGAUAAUGCACAUUGAUAUGGAUUGCUUCUUUGUGUCUGUUGGUUUACGAGACAGGCCACACUUGAGAGGUCUGCCCGUUGCUGUCACACAUGCUAAGGGAAAUAUUGCUUCUACACAUCAACGUAAAGGAGUCGAUCGUGCAUUUGAGUUGAACUACUACAAUCAGAAAGCAGGACUCAAGAUGGUUACUGAUGUAGAUGAGACCGAUUCUAUGUCUGAGAUUGCAUCUUGCAGUUAUGAGGCCAGAAAGUGUGGUCUGAAGAACGGAAUGUUUCUGGGGACAGCCCUUAAACUGUGUCCAAACCUGAGGACUAUUCCAUAUGACUUUGAGGGCUAUAAACAAGUGUCCCACUGCCUGUAUAACACUGUAGCAGCCUUCACGUUGGACAUUGAAGCAGUGAGCUGUGAUGAGAUGUUUGUAGACUGCACGAGUGUUUUGCAGAACACCCGUGCCUCCCUUAUGCAGUUCGCCUCAUUUCUGCGACAAGAAAUUGAGGAGAAAACUGGAUGUACAGCAUCUGCAGGCUUUGGAGCCAACCGUCUGCAGGCUCGUCUUGCCACAAAGAAAGCUAAACCAAAUGGACAGUUCUACCUGGAACCUUCCUCAGUUCCCUACUUUAUGUUGGACAUUACAGUGGAGGACCUUCCAGGUGUAGGUCGUACUCUGGCCAGGCGUCUUCAUGCUAUGGGUGCACACACAUGUUCUGAUCUGAAGCGUUUCUCCCAGACUGAACUACAGAGAGAGUUUGGAGCAAAGACUGGUAAUGCCCUCUACAGGCAUUGUCGAGGUGAAGAUGAUCGGGCACUGAGCUUUUGUCAUCAGCGCAAGUCUGUGUCUGCAGAGGUGAACUAUGGGAUCCGAUUCACCAAUCAGGAAGAAGCUGCAGCAUUCCUGAAGCAGUUGGCUGGUGAGGUCUCAUUUCGACUGAGAAAUAUCAAGUUGAAGGGGCGGUGCAUCACCCUCAGACUGAUGGUGAGAGCAAAAGAAGCUCCAGUAGAAACGGCAAAGUUCCUUGGUCAUGGGGUAUGUGACCAGGUGACGCGGUCCUGCACUCUUGCCACUGCUGUGUCUGAUCAGGACACAAUAGCAAGGGAGGUGCUUUCAAUUUUACGACAGCUGUCAGUCAAACCAAGUGAUCUGCGAGGUAUUGGCAUCCAAAUGACUCGUCUGGAGAGUGAAAAUGUGAGCAGGAAGCUUCUAGACAGGUUCUUGAUGCGGAGCACCGGAGAAACUCAGCAAGUUAGUUCCAGUAAUGCUCCCCAGGAAGAGAGCAACAUACAGAAAAUGUCAAGAACCAGUAAUGAGGACAGAUCCUUAUCAAAAAGGGACAUCAUUCAUGAGGCUGGCCCCAGUAGUGCUUCCCAGGAAGAGAGCAACAUACAGAAAAUGCCAAGAACCAGUAAUGAGGACAGAUCCUUAUCAAAAAGGGGCACCAUUGAUGAGGCUGGCCCCAGUAGUGCUCCCCAGGAAGAGAGCAACAUACAGAAAAUGCCAAGAACCAGUAAUGAGGACAGAUCCUUAUCAAAAAGGGGCACCAUUGAUGAGGCUGGCCCCAGUAGUGCUCCCCAGGAAGAGAGCAACAUACAGAAAAUGCCAAGAACCAGUAAUGAGGACAGAUCCUUAUCAAAAAGGGGCACCAUUGAUGAGGCUGGCCCCAGUAGUGCUCCCCAGGAAGAGAGCAACAUACAGAAAAUGCCAAGAACCAGUAAUGAGGACAGAUCCUUAUCAAAAAGGGGCACCAUUGAUGAGGCUGGCCCCAGUAGUGCUCCCCAGGAAGAGAGCAACAUACAGAAAAUGCCAAGAACCAGUAAUGAGGACAGAUCCUUAUCAAAAAGGGGCACCAUUGAUGAGGCUGGCCCCAGUAGUGCUCCCCAGGAAGAGAGCAACAUACAGAAAAUGCCAAGAACCAGUAAUGAGGACAGAUCCUUAUCAAAAAGGGGCACCAUUGAUGAGGCUGGCCCCAGUAGUGCUCCCCAGGAAGAGAGCAACAUACAGAAAAUGCCAAGAACCAGUAAUGAGGACAGAUCCUUAUCAAAAAGGGGCACCAUUCAUGAUGCUGGCCCCAGUAAUGCUCCUCAGCAGGAGGUGUCUAGAAGUGAAAAUGGAUGUGCUGGGAGGUCACUCUCACAGUUCAUGCCCCAUGAAGUGUGUGACUUGGAUGAGGAGGUGUUGGCUGCCCUGCCAGAAGAUAUCAGGCUUGAAGUUUUGCAGGCAUAUCAACCCAGAAGCAGUUCUCAAGUAAGGAGGGAUGAAGUAGUGACACGUGUGAAGUCUCCAGCCAAUGAACAGGAUAUCUCCCUGUACAGCACAAUGACUGUAAAUCAGGUUCGGGCACUGGUGAAGGAAUGGGUGUCAUGUGAGGAUGUGCCACAGCCUUGUGAUGUCAGCAUGCUAGCAGACUACUUAGAGAAACAGAUUGCCAAUCAGAACCUAGAUGACAUAAAUCUUGUGGCCAAAUGUUUGUACAGGCAUGUCUACAAGAAAAGCAGUAGUGUGUGGCAAGAAGUGUAUCAUAACAUCAUUGAGAAAGUACAGGACAUGAUGCUUGUUGUAUAUGGAGCCAAGCUGAAGCUGCAGGACACAUUCACAUGAACAUCAUUAUGACAGAUGUUGCCAUCUCAACCUGUUCUGUGGAUAUCAUGAUUUCAGAAAUGCUUACAGAAACCCAUUCAAUCUUGUCUGCUGUAAGGAUUACUGAGUGUCUGGAUGUUGUCCGUCUCCGAAUAUUCUGCACAGAACAAUGCAUUUUGGAAACUGGCAAAUGUAUGCUGAAACAUAUCACCCACUUUGUAAAAAAUGGGAGUAAAGUAUACGUUAUGUGGUGGAAAAAUGUAUAUAUCUCCACUGGACAAAGAUAAGCUCCUUCUAAUGAACACAGCUGAGUAUGUGCCUCUGCACCUCAUUACUUGAAGAUGGAAACAGAUUCAGAUUCCAAAACAUUUUCUGGUUGGAACUCUAGACAAUGGUAAAAGUCCAGACCCCAGAGCCCUAAGUGUAAUGCAUCAUUAUCAGAACUUUUUCAUUCCCACAUUCACUCAUGAGAAUGAUAAUGGUAAAAUAAUCGUUGAUAAUAUCAGCCUUAACCUGGAUAUAUGAUAAAAUAGGCAGUUUUUAUAACAUGCAGUAGAUACUGGAGUGAACAUAAUACCACUCAUCUUAUUAUAAUAAUGACAAUAUAGAAACAGAAAUCUUAAUGGCAGGUCUUUUAAAAAAUUAUAUCUAUAGAUCAGUAUAUGUUAGGCAUAUUCAAGAAUGAAUUUUUUCAGUCCAAAGUGACAUUGAAAUGAGAAUUUGGAAAUAUUUUGAGAUUCAAGAUGAGAUCAAGAACUCUCCUAGCCCAGUUUCUUCACUGUAAUCACAAUAUAAAACACUAGCCAGUUUUUCUUGUGCUUGUAGGUUUGUACUGCAAGUGCCGAGAUGAGUUGGUUGUCAGAAAGUGAAAUACUGAUGCUGCAUACAGGAAUAUAGAAAGAUAGUAUGGGGAGGGCAAAGACUGAUUUUAUGGACAAGAUGGUUCAUGUUGGUGUUGCCAAUCAUUAUGAUUCGGAAAGUAAAAGCAGUUAUUUGAAAAUUCCUCAGAAUUGAAGACUGAAAAUGGGUAUUAGAAUCGAGAUUGACAUAUUUUUCCUCAGUGCAGUCUUAGAAAUUUGAGACUUGUACAUGUCUAAUAUACAUUAAGUCUCACAUAAUAUUUAUCAUAUCACAUGAAAGGAUUAAAAUUUGACUUAAAGACCAUGAUAAAAUUAGUGCAAGCAGUCUGCACGAAGACUUAAAACAGAUUUAGUUUUGGUCCCUCAGUGCUGUCAGCAGCUGAAGUGCAAUAUUCUAAACAAUAUGUCAUACUUUGCAGAAUCCAAAAUAAUGAUGUGGCACCACAUGGAAUCUGGAGUUCAUUUUGUGAGAUCUGAGGCUGUCAUGUUGGUGAGCAUGAGAUUACUUUCUUCUGGGAUAUGUCACCGUGCAAAGUGAUACUAGGUAGAAGUUUUCCAGUGUUUCAGAUGAAUGUGCUGCCUCUGUCUUCUGGGUGGAGAAAUGAUCCUCUGAAAUAUCAGUGAACUUCCAUCAGACUUCACAGUGUCACAUUCCAGAAGACAAGCAGUAUUCUGAAUUUAGUCUUGUUUGACAACACUAUUUAUUGAGCUGCUCUGAGAUUUGGAAUUAUGAUUGUAAGUGUAUCUACAAAUUUUGGUAAAACCUUUUGUAUGUGUGCGUGCAUAUGCAUAUAUGCAUAAGUAUAUCUGUGCGUGCAAACUUGCAUGUAUGAAAAUUAUAAACAUAGUGAUUGCAUAGAUUUUUUAAACAAUGGUGUAUUCAAAGAUUUUGUGUAUUGAUGAUGAUGAUGAUGAUUUAUUGUAGGUGAGUUCAUUCUACAUAAUUGUGUUAGAUUGUUGAUUGUUUACUAUCUACUUGUUGCAGUGUGCAGUCUGUGUUGCCUUUUGUAGGCCAUUACUUGUGAAUGAUGACACUGCCAAGUUAUUCUUACAUAGCAAGCCUGGAAUGGUAAUUUUGCCUAUCAGUGGGCAUGAGUAUUGUAUAUUGUAAUAUAUUAUAUAUAUUGUAUAUUUGUGUAUUCCAAAAUAUCGUUUAUACAAAAAAUGUUAAAACAUAUGAGGACUUAGGCUAUACUCCUGUCUCAGUCCCAUGUUAGAGGGACAAAUUUUGUUACUUCAUUAUCCGCACAUUUUACACAAAAUUUUGUAUCUUUGGACUUUUCAUAGUACAAUUUGAUGUACUUCAAAUCACUCCUGUUCUCAUUUUAAACCGUAAGGUUCCCCUGUCAACUGAAUUAAAUGCUUUUUUGAAAACCUCAGAGCACCAAUAUACUUGUCUCUUUUUUUCUCUCAGCUAUUUAUCAACAGUUGUUUUAUCAUAAAAACGUUACCAAUGAUUCCUUUUGCCUUAACAAAUCCUGUUUGGCAUACUGAUAGCACAUUAUGAUUUAAUAGCCAGUCUUUUUAUUUGCCAGCCAAGAACCCAGAAAGUAUUUUACCCAAAACUGGCACCGAGUUGUUUUUGAUUUCCCUUUCCUUGUAUAUUGGGUAAAUAACUGCAUUUUUACAGUCUGACAGAAAUUCCGUUUUAGCAUACUUUCCUCAUUUUGAAAAGAUAAGAGGAGGCUUGUGAUGUCACUUUACUGUCUGUGUAUCCAUCUGUGUCUAUUUGUAUAUCUGCCUGAUGAUUGUUACGAGGCUUAUGGGAUGACCUAGCUUUCUGUCUGUGUAUCACCCCCCCCCUCAAAUUUUCAGACUUGUAGAAUCAUCUUGCUGUAUCUCUGCAUAUCCCCCUGAUUUUUAUUCGGAGGCAUGGG